Messenger RNA from Sycon ciliatum, 1647 nucleotides. RefSeq names its product protein cueball-like. Lineage: Eukaryota; Metazoa; Porifera; Calcarea; Leucosolenida; Sycettidae. The record is from RefSeq and is a predicted model, not a curated record. Gene Ontology annotation, biological process: cell communication. The transcript is spliced from 6 exons. Gene Ontology annotation, cellular component: membrane. Bases 27 to 1046 code for a protein of 339 amino acids.
GUACAGAUAACGCAACGUACACCUGGAUGGCUCUUGCCAGCUUGCCGUGUCAUCCACACCUCGACGGUGACAGCUGCCAGAAGAAAACGAACUUGACGCAUGCCCGCCAGAUGUGCACAAGAAGAGGAUACAACGUGGUAGACCAUGAUUCCUUCACCAAUCAGACGCUUGGCGUGCGCGACUGCAUGGGAGCAUUGCUCAACGAGAUGGUGACGAGCGGUUACAGCAACCCUACUUCAAUAUGGACAUCGUUCGUGAAGGAUGGCCAACAUCUCAUAUACCAGCAGGGCAAGAACAGUUCGACUAAAGAAUUGUAUGACAGUGAUGGAACAAGCCAUCAUGAUGUCAUCUGCGAAGCCAAGUGGCUCCAUUACAACGACUCAGUAUACGCCGCAGCCACGCCAUCACUGAAACCCAACGUGACUGAGCAGUUUGCAGAGGAGGCAUGUCAGGAGUACGGACUUCACCUCAUAACCUAUGACUGGCUGCAAGCACAUGGCCAUGUAUUAAGAAACCGCUGGCUAGGUAGAUUGGCUCUUCGGCAUGCACCUUACCACGUCAAACCAAUCCGAGUGAAUGGCAACUCCCAUUACAUAACUGUGACGUUUAGAAAUCGCAGUAAUCCAUUUCAAAAUUCCACAAUCAAUCGCCACGCCAAAAUCCUCUGUGUCAAGCACUGUGCUAAUGGCGUUCUGGCCCAGGACCUGAGUUGCAAGUGCAACCGCACUGUCUUCUAUGGAGAAUACUGUGAAAAGGACGACUGCAAGUGCUUGAACCAGGGUCAGUGUGACAACGAGGGUAAAUGCAUCUGCCCGACAAGAUUCUACGGAGAACAUUGCCAACUCGAGUGCAGAACAUGUCUGAACCAGGGUCGCUGUAAUGAAGACGGCACCUGCACCUGCGCUGAAGGAUGGACUGGUGACCGGUGCCAGACUCGGAGCAACGAGUCCGCGAACACUACCCAGGCUGCUACACCCACGACCAGUUACUCAAUAACCAAACCAACAAGCGACCCAGCCACAACUACUCCAACCGAAGUCGUCUAAUAGAGUGACGGUGAUGAACAGUGCAGUGCAUGAAGUGUCAGUAAUUGUAACUAGUUACUCAUAAACUUGGGGGAAUACUGCCGACAGGACUGACCUGGUGCCCUUCCACUUACCCACCCAUCUUCCAUAGCAUCCACAAUUCGGUCCAGGAAACUCGACAGGCACAUGCAGUGUAACUCCAACAGAACGUUUCCAGGACGUGAAGAGCCCCUGCUAACCAAGUGUGUUUCCAGUCCUGAUAAUUUCCUCCCAUUGUAAAUUUCAAAUCUGCUAUUUCAGAUCAGUGGAAAUCUGAGGCAGACCGAUAUCCCAUAACCCGCUACGGCUGAGUAAUUAUGUCGUAUUUUAAUUAGUAAUUAUGCAUCUAUUAUUUGCAAGAUGAUGAGGGUUUAUCUCGACAUAGCAUACCUUAACUGGUUUAGUUUUGUUGUUGUGUAUUGUACUAGCACAUAUACAUAAGUCGUCUACAUUACUUAUUUAUAAACAGAUGUUCUCAGUUGUUACUUAGUCUUUUAAUGUGUUCCCCAAGUUCUUUGACUGAAAAUCUGGCAGUUUGGGCUCAAGUCAUUUGGCUCCAUUUUUUUUCUUUUUUCAUUUCUAA